Molecule: messenger RNA, 2170 nt
Organism: Spinacia oleracea (spinach)
Lineage: Eukaryota; Viridiplantae; Streptophyta; Magnoliopsida; Caryophyllales; Amaranthaceae
Product: synaptotagmin-2
Exons: 12
Coding region: 382-1998 (538 amino acids)
Cellular component (GO): endoplasmic reticulum
Molecular function (GO): lipid binding
Source: RefSeq, a predicted model, not a curated record
CUUUGUUGAAUCGACCAAUCUUGCUAAACUUGUGCUAAAUCCAAACCCACCAACUGUAGGUGGGAUUCUUUAAUGCCGGCAAUAAUUCAUAAACUUUCCCUUUCAAUUGUUUUAGGGAUUUGAGUGGAUACUAUAGUACUUAUUACAGUUAUUUCUACUAACUAUUUUGUGGGGCUUUUUUUUAUGGUAUCGUAUUAUAUCUACCUUAAUUAAAUGUGCAAAGUGCCUUUUUUUCUUGAGAUUUUGCUUAAACCAUGGAAUUUGAGUGUUAAAAUCUGUAAAAUUUGAGGUGGGUUUUGUUUCAAUUUUUGGCAUUUCCACAUUUUUCUAUUUGGGUUUGCUUGAUUUCAUCAAAAAAAAAAAUUGGGAAGAAGAUUAAAAAUGGGGUUUUUUAAUACAAUUUUGAGUGUUUGUGGGUUCGGAUUUGGAUCUUGUGUUGGGCUUGUAAUUGGCUACUACUUCUUCAUCUUCUUUCAGCCUACUGAUGUCAAGGACCCCGAAGUUCGUCCGUUGGCUGAGUUAGAUGCCAAGACCUUACUGAGGGUGCUUCCUGAGAUACCACUUUGGGUGAAAAACCCGGACUUUGAUCGGGUGGACUGGCUUAACAAGUUCAUACAGCAUAUGUGGCCUUAUCUAGAUAAGGCAAUUUGCAAGACUGCAAGGGAUAUAUCUAAGCCCAUUAUUGCUGAGCAAAUUCCAAAGUACAAAAUUCAGUCAGUUGAAUUCGAAACGCUUAGCUUAGGCACUCUGCCUCCUACUUUCCAAGGAAUGAAGGUAUACAGUACUGAAGAGAAAGAAUUGAUUAUGGAACCAGCAUUGAAGUGGGCAGGGAACCCUAACAUCCAUGUGACAGUCAAAGCAUUUGGAUUGAAAGCCAGUGUUCAGGUGGUCGAUUUGCAUGUGUUUGCUCAUCCACGUAUAACAUUGAAGCCUCUGGUGCCAGCUUUUCCUUGCUUUGCUAACAUAUAUGUUUCUCUUAUGGAGAAGCCUCACGUCGACUUUGGAUUAAAGCUGUUAGGUGCAGAUGCUAUGGCGAUUCCAGGCCUGUAUAGAUUUGUUCAGGAAUUAAUAAAAGAUCAGGUAGCAAACAUGUACUUGUGGCCUAAGACCCUUGUAAUACCUAUUUUGGAUCCUGGGCAGGCUAGGAAGAAACCUGUUGGAGUUUUACAUGUCAAGGUUGUGAAAGCAAUGAAUCUAAAAAAGAAGGAUAUUCUUGGAGCAUCCGACCCAUAUGUGAAGAUGAAACUUGCAGAAGACAAGAUUCCUUCAAAGAAAACUACUGUCAAGUACAAGAAUUUGAACCCCGAGUGGAAUGAAGAAUUCAGUAUGUCCGUCAGAGAUCCACAGACUCAAGUUUUAGAUGUAUCCGUCUAUGACUGGGAAAAGUUUGGCAGCCAUGAUAAGAUGGGCGUAAAUGUUGUUCCACUUAAAGAUCUUACACCAGAAGAAACGAAAGUCUUGACUUUGGAGCUCCUGAAAAGCACAGAUCCUGAUGAUGCUCGAAAUGAGAAGUCACGUGGUCAGCUUGUUCUAGAAGUUACUUACAAACCAUUUAAGGAGGAUGAGAUACCUGAUGACCCUGAAGAUUCUGGAACAGUUGAGAAGGCUCCAGAAGGAACACCUGAUGGUGGUGGUUUACUUGUGAUCACUGUCCAUCAAGCUCAAGAUGUUGAAGGAAAGCACCACACAAAUCCUUAUGUUCGUCUACUAUUAAAAGGUGAAGAAAGAAAGACUAAGAUGAUAAAGAAAAAUAGAGAUCCGAGAUGGGAAGAGGACUUUGAGUUUAUGUUGGAGGAACCGCCAACUGAUGAUAGGCUUCAUGUCGAAGUGUAUAGUGCCUCGUCCAGAAUAGGUUUACUUCAUCCAAAGGAAACUCUGGGAUAUGUUGAUAUUAACCUUGCGGAUGUGGUAAGUAAUAGAAGAAUCAAUCAAAGUUACAAUCUCAUUGACUCGAAAAAUGGCCGCAUUCAGAUUGAACUGCAGUGGAGAACAUCUUAGGACUUCGAGAUUAAAAUACUAAUCUGUAUGAAGUUCCCCUGGAUAUGGAUCAAGAUCAGUCAUCAGACCUGUUUUUGUUUCCUUGUAAAUUUUGUGUUCAUUGAAUUACUAUGUGAAAUAAAUAGUAGAGUUUGAAUUACUAUGUGAAAUAAAUAGUACAAAAUUUUCUGAA